CCGGCCGUGUGUUGGUCUUCGCUCUCUUGCGUUGGGUCGACCUGCUCGUACUUCGGCGCAUCUCCUCUGCACUGCGUUAGUGCUCGCAUCGAUACUGGCGGCUUUUAAAUUGCUUGUUUCAUUUUUCAUUUCCAUCACUUUAUUGGAGAGGCGUGGGAUCUUCAACUCCAAGCCGUAACGCACCUCGUAUUUCCAGCCAAUGCGUCGAUCAUGGCGCCCCCAAAACCCUCUCCCACGGCUUCCAACGUCGUUACUCCCAUGACACCACCGCAGGAGUCGGAAACACCCCCGGUCAAGGAAAAGCGAAGACGGGCCGGCAAGCCCAAGGUUCGGACGGGCUGUGUGACUUGCAAAAUAAGAAGAAUCAAAUGCGACGAGCAGAAACCGGCAUGCCAGAGAUGCAUCUCGACAGGUCGAACUUGCGAUGGCUACAAAACCACCGCCAAGCCAAAGGCGACGAGAAAGCCUGGAUUCUCUCAGCAGCUCUCAUCAUCUUCAUCGAUUAAUUCAUCAUCAUCUUCUCUGACGCAACUACGACCCCUGGUGACCAACUUCAGCGGCGACACGGUGGAGAGUCAGUACAUUUCCCAAUUUCUUCCUCUAGCGGAGGACUUGGUGGGCAUCACGCAUGUUCACAACACCUUCUUCUGGGGACAUGUCGUACCAGAGUAUUGCUUCACGUCUAAAGCCGUGAGGCAUGCCAUGGUCGCUCUCAGCUCUGCAUAUCACGACCUUAGGCUCUCGGGAUCCGGCACAACUGCCAUCGGCCCGCCAACUAACAGCGAGCGCUACAUCAUCAGACAGUAUAACCUGUCGCUGAAUAGGAUGGCCGAGGAGCUGAACGGGCUGCCCAUGAGGAAACGCUACGGAAUCAUCAUGAUAUGCUGCGUCUCGUUUUUCUACAUUGAGAUUCUGCGAGGGAACUGGCCAACUGCCAUGAUGCACCUCGCCAACGGCAUCCGGUUAAUGUCCAACCUCCCAGACGAGGUCGAAGACGUCUUCCGCCACCCAGAAAUAUUCAGCCACGAUCACGACAAUUCUCACGCCAGGGCAACCUACAUGACGAAGCUGCUUCGCAGAUGGGAAGGAUCGGCAGCAUUCAUGAGGACCAAUUCACCACCUUCCUUGUCUCUCCAAGCCUAUGAGACAAGGAAGAGCAACGCCGCAGGGCCCAAGCAGUUUACAUCAUUGGAGAAGCUCCAAGAGGUUGUCGAUGACUUGUUUCAGGAUGUCAACGCCUUUAACUGGAUGUGCAGACAGUACAAUGGUGAUGACACUGCUUGGGACCAUGAGGCCGCCCGGUUCCAGUUCGACGUGCUACACCAGAGAUGCUAUCAUAUCAGAGAGCUGCUGAAGAAGGCAAACAGUAUGUACGGAGACAUGGAACGGGCGCCGAACCCGCGCGACUUUCUGAAGUAUAUGGGCUGCCUGCUCAAACAUCGCGGCGCGACGAUCGGUCUUAACUUUAUGCCUCUGCCCCAGGGUCUGGCCUAUACGCCUCCCGACGAAGAAGAGAGCCAGUUUAGAGAAGUGGCCUCUAUUGCGGAGAUGAUCAAGGAUGGCUUGCGGGCGACGUUGGUACCCGGACAGUCGCCGUGGUUCAAUGUGGACUUUGGAGUCGUCACCACGCUAUAUAUCGCGGCAUCGAACUGCUACACGGUCUCGAUGAGCGAAAAGCUGUUUGACAUGAUGAAGAGCUGGCCGUGGCGGGAGGAUCUGUGGGACGGCCCACAACUGAGACGGCAGUUGUACGAGCUCCGGAAGCCCAUCGUCGAGGUCCCCGUCGCAACCACACCUGACGCGGAGACGCCCGUUCCUACAACUCCUCAUCUGAUGAAGCUCGCUCAUCGGCCACCAUCCCGAGCAGCAGCGGCAUCAACACCAUCAACACCAGACUCGGACGAUUGAUUCCUUGUUCUUUUUUUUUUUUGGACGUAUGAUAUAUACCCCUUAUUCUUUCCCAUCUUUUUGAUUACUACACAAA
This is a messenger RNA of Trichoderma harzianum CBS 226.95, 1984 nucleotides long. RefSeq lists its product as hypothetical. NCBI's taxonomy places the organism in Eukaryota, Fungi, Ascomycota, Sordariomycetes, Hypocreales, Hypocreaceae. Gene Ontology annotation, biological process: regulation of DNA-templated transcription. The coding region runs from base 211 to 1908 and encodes 565 amino acids. The record is from RefSeq and is a predicted model, not a curated record. The transcript has 3 exons. Gene Ontology annotation, molecular function: zinc ion binding; DNA-binding transcription factor activity, RNA polymerase II-specific.